Molecule: messenger RNA, 1381 nt
Organism: Macroventuria anomochaeta
Lineage: Eukaryota; Fungi; Ascomycota; Dothideomycetes; Pleosporales; Didymellaceae
Exons: 1
Coding region: 377-1030 (217 amino acids)
Source: RefSeq, a predicted model, not a curated record
UGUCGUUCAAGCAAAAGUGCUGUAUAAGUCGUGAGUCUCUGGUACCUCGUGACGUAAUGCGCACAGGCCACGGUGUGCAGCAUCUUCCGUGGCUUGCAUGCUCAAAGGACGAACAAAUCUUUCCUUCGCAUAUGCGUCCCCAUCAACAACAAUCACACAUUGCUGGAUCUUACUUCCAAGCCCUUCAGUCAUUUGAUUCUCUUCGAAUGAUUCGGAUGACCAGGGCUCUGGACUUUGUUGACCGAUCCAAGCGCCAUUUUGACUUACCGGGGUACUCAAUAUUUGAAGAACAAGUUGCAAGAGCUGGGAAGAUUGGUUCAAUCUUAGCAGUGGAUACAUCUUCUGGUUUUAACAGCGUUGGUAGGAGCUAGACAGAAUGCAACGCGGACGAGAACGACCGAAUCGCCAAUCUCAACGCGGAGGCAGAGGAGGGGCAAGUGGAGGCAACACAAACGAUAGCUCAUCCCGCCCGUCAAGACCACGGCCAGCAUAUACUUCUGUCCCUCCAAUCCGAGCGAUUCACCCCGGAGGUGGCGUCUCCAUCAUCCUCAAGGAAGACCAGCAAUCCGGCCACCAAGUCAAAGGCAUCGUUGCAGACCUGCUAACGCGCGGAAACCAUCCUCGUGGCGUCAAGGUUCGACUUCGUGAUGGCAGAGUUGGCAGAGUACAAGGUCUUGUUUCUGAAGCCGAGGGGCAGCAGGGUGAAGCUAUUGUUGGUGGGCCGGAGGCAAACUUAGGAAGGAACGGUGAAGGUGCUGCAAGUGCAGGUAGAGGUGGACGGAGAGGUGGGAGAAUGGAAAGAGAUAUCAGGGAAGAUGACGAGUAUCUCUACGAAAACCGGGCCUCGAAUCAAGAUUAUGGAAUGUUUGCAGCAUUGGAAGAGGCGGAUAAGAGACAUGAACAGAGUAGGCUUGGAUCAACGAUGCAGACACUUGCACCAGAAGAGACCGCGGUUUGUCCAGUAUGCUUCAAGUUCGAAGGCGACGAGGCUUCGGUUGCACAUCAUGUCGAACAACAUUUCGCCGAAUGAAGCCUGGGGCAUCAAGCACCUUCCCACAUGGCCCCCCAGCGAGUUGGACAUCUCUUUUCCCAGUCUCCAGGUUCGAUUGGUGAGGCUGUAGCAACUUGUACUCGACCAGUACAUCCAUCCUCGGAUGCCAUGGUUUCCGUUCUAUAAGGCGCUCCAGACAAUCGUGUUUCCGAAACAGCAAGGAUCCCUCACUCAGCUGCGACUCCUUCGCGACUCGCACCGCAUCAUCGAACCGGGUCACCACCACGAACACCCGUUUGGCCUUGCCCUCAAGCAGAGCCAAGCGAGCCAAGAUGUUCUGCAAUCGUUCCGCAAUGCGUUUCUAUACCUGCGCCAAGGUGACUUCCGACG